Messenger RNA from Closterium sp. Yama58-4, 1110 nucleotides. The record is from the annotation of a GenBank genome assembly. NCBI's taxonomy places the organism in Eukaryota, Viridiplantae, Streptophyta, Zygnematophyceae, Desmidiales, Closteriaceae.
AUGACGAUGGACUAUGAUUACAAAACGCGGUCAAUGGCUGCCGUCGCUCCCAGCUGCUCGCUUCGUGCGUGCAAUGUCUCCUCUUCAGUCGCAACAUCUCGGACCAGACGUCCCGAAAAUGCCCGCCUCGCCUUUCCACAAUCGUCCACCAUUCUCCCCGCAAUUUCCGGCGGUUCCACUCUCCGUCCCUCCGUCACCCUCUCCACCCGCCUGAACUCCACCCCCGCGUCUCAACACCGUCACAGCCGCCAAUCCACCCACUCGCGCGUCGCGGUAAUCUCCGCCGCAGCCGCGAGCGACACUCCCGAGGCCGCGUCGCCUGCUUCGUCCCCGUCAAACGCGCCGGUAGAACGAGUGCUCGUCGUCGGCGCGUCCGGCGGCGUGGGUCAACUAUGCGUCGCGUCGCUCGUAGCUAAGAACCGCGCCGUGCGCGCGCUAGUUAGGAGCGUCGAGAAAGCCGAGUCGCUCUUCGCCGACGCGCCCGCGGAUCUGAUUCAAAUCGUGACCGCAGAUCUCCGCCAACCCGGCACCAUCUCCCCCGCGCUCUUCGCCGGAAUUUCCGCGGCGAUCGUGUGCGUCGGAACGACGGCGUUCCCGUCCAAACGGUGGGACGGCGACAACGGACCAGAGCAAACAGACUACAUCGGAGUGAAGAACCUCCUAGCGGCUCUUCCUAAAGACUUGUCUCGCAUCGUCUUUGUCUCAUCAGCCGGCGUGGAGCGCUACAACCAGCUGCCCUACUCCAUCCUCAACCUCUUCGGGGUGCUCAAGUACAAAAAAAUGGCCGAAGACCUCGUGAAAUCCUCGGGUAUUCCGUACACUAUCUUGCGCCCGGGCAGGCUCACAGACGGACCCUACACCAGUUACGACCUGAACACUCUUCUCAAGGCAACAGCUGGGAUGAGAAAGGCGGUGGAGGUGAGGAGAUGGAGUGAUACGCUUUCCGGGGAGACGAGCCGAGUGGUGCUGGCAGAGGGGUGUGUGCAGGCUUUGGGAUUGAAGGCGGCUGAAAAUGAGGUGUUCGAGAUGAUGUCUGUCGAAGGGGAGGGGCCGGGCGGGGAUGAGAGUGCGUGGGAGAAGAUAUUUGCGUCUGCUCCCACUGGGAAAUGA